Centruroides sculpturatus (bark scorpion) is the source of this 423-nucleotide messenger RNA. RefSeq lists its product as uncharacterized. NCBI's taxonomy places the organism in Eukaryota, Metazoa, Arthropoda, Arachnida, Scorpiones, Buthidae. Bases 1 to 342 code for a protein of 113 amino acids. The transcript is spliced from 5 exons. The record is from RefSeq and is a predicted model, not a curated record.
AUGGUCCAACCCACAAUGAACAGGAUUGAAGGCCUUUUAGAAUUGCCUACCUGGAUNAAAAAUCUAAUAGAUGCCAAUAGAAGUCAAAAGGACAAAUUUAUUGGUUGCAUGAGAGAAACAUACAAAGCAUUCGAAAUGGCUCUCACAUGUUCUCAAUAUCUUGGCGUCAGAGACAUGCAACAAUUUAUUGAUUUGAGCUGCGAGAGAAUAAAACCCAGUAACGAACAAAAGAUGAAGUAUUUGGAAUGUCUGAAUAGAAACAUAAAUGUUAGAAAUGCUAUAUCAGAAAGCAGAGUAGAUAUGUUAGUGACGAAAUGUACCGAUUUAGCAAUGGCAGGAUAAGAAUUAUUGUAAUGACAAAAGAGAAUAUAAUGAUCUGAGAGAAGAUAAAUUGAAAACGAAUAAAAAAAAUUGUGCAUUAUA